AUGCCUCCCAAGAAAUCACCAGCAAUGUUGAAAAGGCUGAAACCUCUAACAUAUCACCUAGAGGUUUGCAUACACACAAUAUUAUUUGUCCGACGCAUCUAUCCUACGGAACUAUUUACAAAGAGGAAGAUAUAUGAUGCACCUGUGUAUCAAUCAAGGCAUCCGGAUCUCAACAAGUAUAUCAGUGGCGCAGUCAAAAGUGUUGGAGAUGAGCUAACUGGCAAAAGUGGCAAAAGUAAUCUGGCUAUCGGUGUUUAUUGCAAAGCACUGACUUUCAAUAGCAUAGAAUCUGCAAUGACGGCCCCUGUGCUAGCUCAGUAUUUUCGGUCAUUUUUAAUCCGAUUAGGAAUGCUUGAUUCUUAUCUGGGAGUGAUCCCUGCCCAAUGGGAUCCUACAUUUGCUGUCGUGAUGGAAAUGAAGGAAGGGAACAUUCCAUCCGAGCCUUUGACCAAGGCCGUCAUACUGAACAUUAGAAGCCCAAAGUCAAGGAAAAGCCUCCACGGGAGUGGGUUCCCGCUAUCCUACAGAAUACUACUGAUGGAACCACCGCCGAAGCAGAGAACCACAUUAUCAGGGCUGUGGAUACUGCUUUCAUUAAUUGUUCAAGAAUCAGAGGAAAAACUCUUGCGUGUAGCGACACAGGAAGAUA
Messenger RNA from Acaulospora colombiana, 649 nucleotides. NCBI's taxonomy places the organism in Eukaryota, Fungi, Glomeromycota, Glomeromycetes, Diversisporales, Acaulosporaceae. The record is from the annotation of a GenBank genome assembly.